AUGGCGCCACGAGGAGCCCGUGGUGGUGGUCCUAGUGGUAGUCACACUGGUGGUUGUGAUGCUGGAGAUAGAAAUGCAUCUCAAUCACACAAUAAUGCAGAAAAUCAACCUUCUUCUUCUUCAGUUAGAGGAUCAAACAUCUUGGAACAAGUUCCAAGUAACCCAUCAAAAAGGAAGUUCAUUGAAGUCGAUUCUGAAAACGAAUUUACGGAUCAGAUUUCAGUGAUCAGAGCCAUCACAUGUAUACUGAAGACGAUGUUUGACGGCCCAUGGACCUCAUGGAAGAAGGUUGACAAAGAACAUCGUGAUGCAAUGUGGGAACACUUCAAGGGUUUGUAUGUCUGGCCCGAAGAGACUGAUGUUCUUGCUCGCAAGGUAUGGGAAGAUUGUAUGAAGAAACAAUUUCCUGACAUAAUUCGAAGAGAACGUGAAGAAUCUUUAAAACUUUCCAAAGCUGCAAAUGUCAAUGCCUCACUAGAAGGGAAAAAUAACAAAAAUAAAUUAGAAGAUGGCUCUGUUUCCAAACAUACCGGGGGUUCUAUAUCUAUUCGUCAACAUAAGAAAAGAAUGCAAGCAACACUUAAACGCCCUCCUACAGGAGUUGAACUUUAUGCAAGGUUGCACACUAAACGGUCUACUCAAGAGUACAUUACACCAAAGGCAGCUAAAGUUAAGGAGGCUUAUGAAAGUGCUAUGGUGGCUAAGUUUGGUGAUGAUACUAGUUGCCACCCCCUCUUGGAUAAUGAAACAUGGUGUGAUGUUUCCGGAGGAGUGAAGAAAGAAAGAAUAUAUGGAUUCGGAUCUGUGUCUGAUCCAACGAGCUUUUUGGAAGGAACAUCUAGUACAAUAACAUCCCAAGAGGUUGUCUAUGAACGUGUACGAAACAAGAUGCGUGGGGAAAUGGAUGCUAAAGCUGCAGAAAUAGAAGCUAAACAUCAACAAAUACGUGAGGAAAUGGAUGCCAAAGCUGCAGCAAUAGAUGCCAAACAACAACAAAUUGAUACAAAAUAUGAAGCAAUGGUGAAGAUGUAUGCAGCCUUGCAAAAUAUGAUGAGAAAUUGAAAAUUAGAGGAAUGAGAACCGAAGAUGAUUGGAUGGACAUGAAAUGAAGAGAGCAGCUAAAAUGUUAUUUUGAAGGUUAAACUUUUUUUUUUGUUUGUACCUCUUUUGCAUACUUUGGAUUUCUUGGUGCUAAAAUGUUAUUUUGAAGUUAAACAUUUGGGAGUUUGAUGUUAAAUGGAUAGUUUUGGUUUUGGAUGUUUUUUGAAUGAUACUUUGGUAAACUUUG
Messenger RNA from Lactuca virosa, 1288 nucleotides. Lineage: Eukaryota; Viridiplantae; Streptophyta; Magnoliopsida; Asterales; Asteraceae. The record is from the annotation of a GenBank genome assembly.